This is a messenger RNA of Sphaeroforma arctica JP610, 3357 nucleotides long. RefSeq lists its product as hypothetical. Lineage: Eukaryota; Ichthyosporea; Ichthyophonida. The coding region runs from base 242 to 3187 and encodes 981 amino acids. The transcript has 2 exons. The record is from RefSeq and is a predicted model, not a curated record.
UGAGCGUCAGCCUCACGCCGCACGCACAGAUAUAUAAGUGAGAUAUUAGGCUUUAAAAAAGUAGCGUUAUCGAUUCAUUCCGUUCUCAAUACAGUAAAUACCUUCAUUCAAACCCGACAAAAGUGCAUUUGCUAAAUGUACUUCAUACCCUCAUUUAGGUAUAAAAAGGUUGGACAUAAGUCUCACUCUCCGCAACUCAAGCACUAAAAAUACUCGGUUAGUAUUCCAAUAAUAUAUUAUCAUGAACGAAAUCAACGGCACCACCAUGGACACACCAUUCCCCGCUAACUACGACCGGGACACUAAUAUCUGGUACGUAGAGUUACAUCCCUAUCUGCUCCUUGUGGGUGGCUCACUAUUCAUCUUCUGGUUUGCGUUCGCUGGAAUAGCUAUACCACUCUUCCGGCUGUAUACUCACCUUCGACUGAAGUACUAUCCCAACCCCGAGGAUGCAGAUCGUCUCGCGGCCGGCACUACUCGAUACAUUCACUCUAAACAUUGGGGACUGACAACGUUCUGCUAUGUGACCGCUAUCAGCUGCAUCCUCGCACUGUAUAUUUCCGCUGCCUUCGAAUACGAUAACGAAUGGGUGUCGCCAUCGCAAUUCUUCAAUUUCAUCUGGUACAUCUGCCACUACUGGACCUGGCAUCCGGCGUUGAGACCUACAAUGUCUGUGUUCAUAUUCCUGUACUUUUUUGCAUUCAUCGACAUUCUGAUUCCCUCUCUAGCGGGAAUUGUAACAAUCGGACAGUGGACCGAUGAGAACUUGCAGUCCACGGCAAACAACCCCAUUACAGAUGCAGAGCGACAGCAUCUCACCAUCGGCGAAGCUCAUGAGUUCAACGAAAGUGGGGCCCGCGCGUCCAACACGUCGCUGGACAGUCCUCACAGUGUGAAAUUCAGCGGAAGUAUAGACAGUGCAACUGAAUUAGUACCCAUUGAGGAUGAGCUGGUGCAUGGGUUUAUAGUAGUGUGCCAUAAUAGUAGCAAAGAUAUCAUCCACACCAUCCGACCUAUCUUGCAACAUAUCGAGCCGUGGCAGCUGUUUUUAGCCGACAACGGAUCCACACAACUAGAGUGCGUUAAAACUCAGAAAGUCUGCGAUGAGGCAACCGCAGAGUUCAAAGAGGCUCAUCCGGACUAUGACGGGCCUCCUAUUAAUCUGAGUCACUUGAACAAAGGCAACAAAACUUGGGCUCAGUAUGCACUUGUGAAAGAGAUGUCCGAUUUCAGAAUCGAUGCAGUUCAGUCUGGUGGUGAAUUGUCGUCCUUGGCGAUCAAUUGUGUGACUCUUCUGGAUGACGACGUAAUAUGGCCAUCCACGUGGGCAUCCCAUAAGUGCGACAAGAUCUUUAAGGACAAAGCAACAGUAGCAAUCGCUUACCCCCUCUAUGCCGAAAAUGGAUCUGAUACUGUAUGGACUCGCUUCCAAGAGCACGAAUACCUGAUGGGAGAUGCAGGGGUUAACAGAUUUUUGCAAGAUACGAUGGGAACGAAUCUUUUCUGCAGUGGAGCGGCAGCUACAUGGCGUCUAGAGGUGCUGAUGGAAGUUUUACUCAGGCACGAUACUACCUUCAAUGGCGAGGACUUAGAGAUGGGCUAUAUUACACAUAGACUAUCUGGUCGUGAUAACAAACUAUUAGCGAAUGUUGCGUACCUCCCAACAUUUGAAGAGGACAAGCCAAACAAGGAAGGCGCAGUCAUUCGUAAUGAUCGCAGUCAGCAAAUGAUGGAGAAUAUAGAUCGAUAUAGCUCUGCAACCGAAGAUUUAAACUACGGCGAAGAUUCUAUGGGGUAUGCAGUCUCAAGCGAUUCCUCUGGUCGUAACUCACGGGCUUCGGUGGACUCUGGCGGAAACUUACACAGCUGUAUUUCGAACAUGAGCGCUGUUGGGGCUGACACACAACUGACAGAAGCCGAAUACAAGAGGAGAAGGCAACAUGUCCGCACCAUAAACCGUGCCGCAAAGCGAGGUCACAAGAUAGCUGUGAUGCGGGAUUGUUUCGUGCCAACUAUCGUUCCCUUCUGCUUUAUUCACUACUGGGACUUCAUGCCCAAUCCAACUGCCCGGAAGUAUUUUCCCAAUCGUAAGUGUAGUCGUGAUUGUGGCGAAGCAUCCCUUGUUGCCCAGCGCUUCCGUUCCUGGGAGGUAGGAAACCAUAGUUUCACGUGGCGCUUUGUCAAACUUUUAAUCUCACCCGGUGGCUUGACAAGCCGUGCGAAAUGGGUGGCCAGAUUGAUCACGUUCUGGAGAUUGAUAAGUAUCGCAAGAGAAUAUCUGUACAUCGGUGUUAUUCUGUAUACCGCGAUUUGGAUCCCCAGCUGGUUCGGCAGUAUGAUGAUAUUGACGAUAGACAUGACUAUCAUUUACUUAGGCUUCCUAUACACCGCCCAGAUGUACCUUAACUACGCCUGCCUACGAAAGCCCCACAUGCAGACAAGAACAGAGACGGCCAUUGCGUUCCCGUGGAUCUUCUCCUUGCCGUACCUCAUCCUCAUCCGACCUCUGUUUAUAGCCUAUUUCAUCUGCUAUUAUUUCUCCUUCGUGAGAUGGCCUACGGAAAUUCGUAAGGCAGUAGUACACGACGCUAAACUAAACAAGGAAAUCGGCCAGACAUGGAACCUAAGUAGAAGUAUGAGCGACUUUGUGCGAACACCCGGCGGUUCGCCUUACGGGGACCAAUCAGCCAACACUUCCAGCCAAUUGAGAAGUACCAUAUCCCACGAGUCGAUCUUCGCACCGAACAAUUCAGUGUAUGGACGGCAAAGUUCGGGACACAGAGACAGUAUGUUCGAUCCAUCGGGUGGGUACAGAUCCUCUAGUUCGUCUGGCUCCAAUUGGGAUCACAUGGAGGGCGUAUCUCCUCCUAUAUCUAGACCGACAUCAAACUUCUACAACAAACACUUCCGCGGGUUUAGGGGUUCGCAGAUGUCGGACUCGACAUCGAAUAACUCGAUGCAGCACUCGGCCAUCGUAUUUAAUGAGUCGAUCAGUGAAGACGGGGAGGACGGAUCCUAUUCAGACGCAGAGGUAUCUAGCGGAGGCAGGAUAUCACCAGACCGCAUCCUGACACAUGCCGCUGCACAUCAUGAUACGCUUAACCAGAUGGCCCGGUACGGCGAUCCAAGGGCGUCGCCUAGCAACGGAGUCAAUAACAACGGCUGCUAUAAAGUUUGUAGUAUAUAGUCAAUGCAGACAAAAGGGCUCAGCCAGCGCAAGCAGUGGCCAUGUGACAGUAUAUCAUACUAAUAUGAGGGGAUGAAGACAGUUAGAGGCGCAGUAAGUCAAUAAGGUCCAGCGCAAGAAUAGUGUAAGUGGCAGCAUAAUUUAUUACACUAUAAACGAAAUACAACGUG